AGAAUCGUUGCAAAUCAGUUCAGAGAUUUCGCAUCCCCGAAAUUCACUAGUCACGUCGCGAUGCUGGACGUCAAGGCCGUGGGCGCCAACCUGACGCCUGAGCAACAAGAGGCGACUCUGGCCGACUUGAAUUUCUUCCUCGACGAGUUCGGCUCCACUCGUGCUGUUCGCGUCAAGUUACAAGAGCAGCAGCGCGACAUCCAGCGGCUUGGUGGUCAAGUGCGUCGCCUUGUGAACGGUCGUGGGGAGGACGAACAUGACAAACGCGAUGACGAAAUCACCGUGGAAAGUAACCAAAGCGACCCGAAUGGCGUGGAUGAGAUCAUGGCAGACGUGGACUUUUUCCUUAGGGCCUAUGGGUCCACACGCGCUGUCCGCCACGAACUUUAUGCUCAGAGACAGAAACUCGCUAAUCUGCAGAGCACGAUACGGUAUUUCCAGAAGCGGCAGGGGUUGAACGAGAAUAAUGUCGAGACAGGGGGUUCCCGCGGUACAAAAGCCCGUGAUCUCGGUGAAAAUGAUGACAAGGUGGGAAGUACUAGUGCUGCUACUCUGGUGCAAAAAGUUUCUAAAAAUGAGCAGCAAAACAAAGAUGGUGUAGCAAACAAAUACCCACAAGGUGUAAAAAGCUCGACUUUUCGUCACCGAGCUAGUCACGUAACGUGCAAAGUGGUGGGAUGUAUGAAGUGGGUAAUGCGCGAUGGAGACCUAAACGAGUACUGUGUCCAUCACCGAACCGCGUUUGCAUCUACAGAUGACUGUCCGAUGCAGGAUGAAAAGAUCAAGAAAAAUCUCGGCUCUAAAGCAGAGAAUGGGCGUGAGUCUGGUGCAGCUGAAAAAACUGAGCGAGAGAAACGUGAUGUCGUUCUGAAGGAAGCCCAAAAUGGGAAGGCGGAGAAAGAGCAGCAUGUUGAUGCAGACUGCUGUGUCCGUCCAUUUAGCACCCAUGAAGAUAUUAGCGUAAGCGGCCUCAUAGCUGCGUACUACAAGCAGCUCAAAAGUGCUCUUACUGUUGACUCAAAGCCUUCCGGUGUUAACAGCAUCGGCAACAGUGAUUCCUGUGAUGUAACCAAGUCCCAACCACAACUGAAAGAUUCGUCAAUGGUUAUCAAGCAAGCAGAAAAUGUCGACGACGGCAAGGCUGACGUACAUACCUCUGCUAGUGAAGCAUCGUCUCUGCGACCUAGCAGUCGUACGUGUCGUCAUCAAGGUUGCACUAAAAAUUCCCAAGCGCACGGUUUGUGCUGGGCUCAUGGUGGCUACUACAUAUGCAAGGUGGAUGGCUGCACCUUACGAGCGAUAUCGCGAAAGCUUUGUCGUAACCAUGGCGGAGGUACGAGAUGCAGAUUUAGCGACUGCGAUAAAAUGAUUUUUUCCUAUGGAAAGGGCUAUUGCUACAGACAUGCCCGUGAUCAAGGCAUCGAAGUCAAUCGUACAAGCAAGGCCAUCGCUCGUUACCGGCCUCAAGUGUCAGAGGGCGAUGCUAAUGGUAUUGAGGCGGAUGAACGUCGGCCGCAGAAUUUUGAGAAGGCCAGACAGGAUUUUGACGAAACUAGUUCAUCCACCUCAACUGCCACUUGCAAACCACACCACGUAACGUGCAAAGCAUUUCGAUGCAUGAAGUGGGUGAUGCGAGUCGGUGAGUACUGCUCCAUCCACAGAGCCUCUCGUGGAUCCAAACAUGACAACUCGAGAACUUCAACACCGGACCUCGCAACCUCUAUUCUUCAAGAGCACAAAAUGAAAUCCACCGACGCAAGUACUGUGGGGCUUAUCAAGUGGAAAGGCUCAUCAGACAACACUACAAGGUGCCGGGGUGUGCCAAGGUAGGAAAAUCCACAGGUGCUGAGAAGGGUGCCAAGCAUCAUAGCUGUACCCGUAUCGUUCAAGUGGAAGAUGUGCUGGCGAGCUCAUUUAGAUUCAGAAGCCACCACGACGGGACAAUGGAUGCAAAUGUUUCAUACGAUUUACCACAAUCUGUGCCCUGGUAUUAUAUAUUUCACGAAAUGCCAACAAUCGGCAAAGAAAAAUUGUACGUCGGAGUAUGAAUUUGCAGAGCAACAUUGUAGGUUUCAAUAAUAACGGAUUUUCCCGAAUACAAGUCCUGUAGGAAAUACAAGUACGCUCACAAAUGACAGAAUCUGUUUAAUAAUAGAAGUCCUGUAU
This is a messenger RNA of Phytophthora nicotianae INRA-310, 2166 nucleotides long. RefSeq lists its product as hypothetical. The transcript has a single exon. The coding region runs from base 61 to 1830 and encodes 589 amino acids. Lineage: Eukaryota; Oomycota; Peronosporomycetes; Peronosporales; Peronosporaceae. The record is from RefSeq and is a predicted model, not a curated record.